Molecule: messenger RNA, 1352 nt
Organism: Gadus morhua (Atlantic cod)
Lineage: Eukaryota; Metazoa; Chordata; Actinopteri; Gadiformes; Gadidae
Gene: chchd6b
Product: coiled-coil-helix-coiled-coil-helix domain containing 6b
Exons: 9
Coding region: 211-936 (241 amino acids)
Biological process (GO): inner mitochondrial membrane organization
Cellular component (GO): mitochondrion; MICOS complex
Source: RefSeq, a predicted model, not a curated record
AUACAUAAUGCAAUCUAAUUGGAUCCGUAAUAUCUUUCUCAACCUAUGAUGUGUGUGAUUACUGUUUAUCCUCGAGUGACCUUUAUUGGUGUAUUCUACACGCCGGUAGGUCUAUGUAGCGACCUAGGUCGCUUCUCCUUUUAGUGUCUCCACAAUAUAUGUACAUAGGGGCGCUCAUCUUCACAGACGAAGUGAAAUAGGCACAACGUCAUGGGGGGCAAUGGAAGCGCGUCUCGGAACGUGUCAUUUGGUCUGGACGAAGAGGAGAAGGUCACAGUCAUUGAAGGAGUGAAGCUGUCAGAUGAAGUGCUGCGGCGGAUGAGGGAGGCCAAAGCCUCUCAAGGCAAGGGAUCACCCCCUCACGCAGACCACCAGAAGCCAGCCCCAAGUCCUUCAGUUGCUGAAAUACAAGAGGAAAUGCUCAAGAAGUUUGAGCAGGAACAGGCCCUGGUCCAGGAGCAGUUGGCCAGACUGGCUCAGCGGGAGAAGGAAAGGGAUUCGCCGACUGCUCUUGCUGCUGUGGGAGGUAACAACGUGACCUCCGCCAUGAUCAUGGAGCAGGGAAGAACCCACGAAGAGCUGGAAAAGGCGAAGAUACUGCCAGCAGAACUGGAUGCUUGGGCCAAACAGCUGGAGAGGAAGGAGCGCGAGUUGGCCACCAUUUCAGCCUUCUACAAGGAGCAGCUCGAAACCCUGGAGAAGAAGAAUCUGGACAACUACAAGCAAACAACUGAACAAUACGCCCAGGCCCAGACCAAGGCUGAGAGUCACAUCCGGCCCCGCCACACAACCGCUAUUUGUACUGAGCUCCAGGGACAGGUGUUCAAGUGCUACAGAGACAACCCACAGCAGACGCUGGCCUGCUCCAGCCUGGCCAGGCAGUAUAUGAACUGCAUCCAGCAAGCCAAGCAGGGCUCAUCGGUCAACCAUGGCUGAAUCCACCCCCAAGAAAUACGCAGGAAUACCAGAAGAACAGAAGAAGAAACCAUCCUGUCCGUCCAUCCGUCGAGCUGCAUCUUUUCGUCCAUCAGUCCAUCCUUUUAUUGAACAACUGCUCACAUCAGGCUCAUUUACCAAAUGCCCCCCCCCCCCCACACACACACACACACACACACACACACACACACACACACCCUCUCCCCCCCACACACACACACACUCACACACACAGACAACCCCCCACACACACGCCUUCCCACUGUGUCUCUCUGUGCUGUCUGGAGUGUAUUAGCUUAGCGGUAGCGCUAGCCACUCCAGAGGGUCUGAUGUGUUGAUUCUCUGGGGUGUUGCGACAGCACACGCCUGCCAUCAACAAAUAAAUCCCAGUGAGCCGCUGGAGAUGAGGCUGCAGA